CUCCACCAUUUCGCUGCGCUAAGUCUCCUCCCCGCGACCGCUACAUUCUGAGCCGAAAGACACUCUCUCCCCGUCCGUAUUUUAACUUCUUCAUCGAGGUCGACUGCUACCUCGUUGGGUACCGGGAGGCAGUUUGGACCGCCGGCAUUACGGAUUGAGUGCGAUUUUACACGGAUGACGACUCCUUCAGCGAGAAUUUAGUAAAAGAAAACUGCUCGGAAAAUUCAGGCUUGGGGCCAAUAUCCCGGACGAAUAAAGUUCCCUGUCUCUGUGUUUGCUUCCCAAGAACAUGUGGAGGGGACCCUAAUUUCAUCAUCCUGGAAGUAGAAAGCACUGAGGAUCCGAGUCUCAUUCCACAGACAGGUUCGACGUGUGGCCGCAGCAGCAGCGAGCAAGGAGGCUGUGGGGAGGCGGCAGUGCGGCAGCGAGCCUCUCCGGCUGUGGAUGUGCUGGGUGGCAAGUCCCAGGCCGCACACAAUGUGUCUGGGGAGUCACCUGGGCAUGUCUCGCAGCCGGCCGCCGCUGCCCCCCGCCCGCUUCCUCCUUUGCCAGAGAGCGUCCAAUCGCCAUUCCCGGUCAUGGAGACCGCUUCUCCGCUCACCGUUGCCGGUGCUGCUAACGUCUGCAUCUCACGUGGCGAGCCCGUCGCCCAAGUCGAUGGCAUCAACUCGUCCAACACUGAGGACUUCAAACCAUGUGCCCCCCUUGCCUCACAUCCGCAAAUCACCAGCGGGUUUCGAGGGUUGCAAACUGGCUUGCAUACUGUUACUAAAGAGACAAACAUCUCCAAUAACAAGUCGCUUCCUCUUCAGUCUCCCCAAGCCAACGCUGGACUUGUCACUGGUCAGCAGGAAAAUUUGGAGUGUAACUCGGAGACUAAAACAAACUUGGAAUUUGACGGAAAACACGCGAGUGGAACUGUUGCCGCACAAGCUCAGGUCUGCAUCACGGCCUCAUCCCUCUCAAGCACCAUGGAGAACAGACCUACUGAACAGUCAGAUCAAGCGAAAGCAUGUCAGGAAUCGACGUCGCCUUCGCCUGUUGCUUCGAACUCUGGUGAGCAAGUUAACCUGCCACGGGUCCUCAAAGAGGUCCAGCAGGAUGUUGUCCACGUUAAUGAGAUGGAGGAUGCGUCAAACAAUGCAACCCCUCCCUCGGCUGAAACACUUGAGACUCCAAACACAGGAGAACUUGGUUCAGGUUCUUCACAUACGCCAGCGUUGUUCAACAGCACAGCAAACGCUCAGACGGGCUGCGUGACUGAUGAACCGAGUGACUGUUCCCCCAAGUCCUCCGCUGUCCGCUCGGUGCUCGACUCGGGCCUGCUUGUAUCUUUGCAGGCAGAGGCAGAACCGUCUCAAACCUUAACGGAACCGCCCAUGAUUACCGAACUGGUGCAUUCUGCUGACUCGCAGCAAAUCGUGGUGGUCAGCGAGGCGGCACACCUCGGGGGCGGCUGGUCCAACGUGCACCUGAAGCAGAGUUACCUCCUGCAACGCGCCGACGGCAGCGUGUGCGAAGCAGCCAUUGUCACCGAGCACACGCCGGCUGAGGCCAAGCUGUACCAGGAGAGCGUGCAGGGCGACAUAGGUAUAGACGCGCAAAACGUGGAAGUGUACCAGUUCUGCGGCCUGGUGGAGGAAGUGGCUGAGGAGACGGUGUGCGUCAGUACCAGUGUGCAGAUACCUCACUCUCCGGGAUAUGAGGUCAACCUGUUCAAUGCUUUGUUGGACCCCUCCGAGGACCUGGAAUCCCACCUAGAACCUUCAAUCCACACUAUUACGGACAGUGACACAGUCAUUAUAUCCCAGCAGGAACACGACGGAGACCAAGCACAAGUUUGCUCCACCAACAAUGUCCACGGUAUUUCUGUAGCUGCAGUGGGACAACACCUGCUUCUCGACACCAGCUCCAACCAGGUGUGUUUGCUUGAAGUGGACUCGUUCCCCAUGGAGCAGACUCAGACGCAAGUCUUGACACCUUGUCAGCAGGUGAGCAAGGACAGACAGGAAGUGGAUGGACAUGCUGCUUUUCCCUCGCUCGUAUUGCCGGUAGAUGCUGCUCAAAGUGAGCGGGCGGAAGUUUCCAAUGCCACACUUGAGGCUGGCAUUCCCUCUUCUGCAGGAACGAAAGAACCUCCAUGUGAGGGUUCGUCCCAGCCUGCCGCUGUUUCCACAGGUGCCCAACCGGGCGCUAUUAUUGCUCACCCUGCAGGAAGUAUUAAUCCAAAGCUGUUGCUCAUCCAACCAGGAGCAGCAUCUCUCCUGAAGCAGGCAACUACAUUCUUCAAGAAGGCAGUAGACUCGAAACCGGAAGACAAUCAGGGCACCGCGGUGUCCCCCGAAUCCGUCGUUGUUGGUUCUUCAAUGCCAUCUGAGAGUGGUGGAACACACGUGGCGAAGCCAGUUGCCAAGCGGUUCACAGCGGGUUCACGGUGUAGCCAAUCAGAGGCCCUAAAUGUCAGAACUUCAAGCCCGACGACUUGCGCUUUUAGUGAGGAAAGUGCCGUCACGCCCUCCUCAUCUAGCGCCAAGGACCUGACAGAGCACGACUCCCUCUUUGAGGAGGACGAGGAGGAGGAGGAGGAGGACGACGAAGAGGAUGACGAUGACGAUGAUGAUGAUGAACCUACGGGGGACGCGGAGGCCUUGGAUGCCGCUUCCGGACAAGUCAGCAGUGAAGAAGAUGGCAGCGACGACGACACAGAGAGACCGGACGGAGACAUGACCGCUCCAAAUUCUUCACAUAAGUGGCUAGGCGAUGGGUCCUCACCCUCCACCUCUUCGUCCUCCUUCCUCGAACCUUCACCCGGCAGCGACUGGGUCGGCUCCCGCCGUGACAAGUCGUCGCCUCUGCGAGGACCUCAUGGCAAGUUUGUGUCUCCCACCUCAUUCGGGGGCUACACUUCCUUGUUGUCUCCGCCCGAUCAUUCCACCCCACAGCGGCCCCGUGGAGAGCGGCGCUCCGAUAUGGCUGAGUUGGCCAAACACGAGGCCGACAUAGAGCACCGAAGCCAGGCGCUGAAGCGAGAGGGUUUUUGGUCCACUAAGCGCCUCAACCGCCUGACUGAGCCGCCGCGGCUCAAAGUGCACUGGGACUACCUGUGCGAGGAAAUGCAGUGGCUAUCUGCUGACUUUGCCCAGGAGAGACGCUGGAAGAGGGGCGUGGCCAGGAAGGUGGUGCGAAUGGUGAUGCGACACCACGAGGAAGUGAGGCAAAAAGAGGAAAAGGCCAAGAGAGAUGAGCAGGCAAAAAUCAGGAGGGUCGCGUCCUCUAUCGCCAAGGAAGUUCGUGCUUUUUGGAGCAGCGUGGAGAAGGUGGUGCAGUAUAAGCAGCAGUCUCGACUGGAGGAAAAGAGGAAGAAGGCUUUGGACCUCCAGCUGGACUUCAUCGUCGGACAGACGGAGAAAUACUCGGACCUCCUCAGCAAGUCUCUGGCGCCUGCCAGCCGGCCCGAACCAAUCCCAUCACCUUCCAAGACGUUUGUGCCCACCACCGCGGAUGAAGAUGACCGAGACUUUGAGCCUCCUUGUGAGGAGGAAGACGAUGAGGAGACCAUCGAGGUGGAGGAGCAGCAGGACGGUAACGACGCUGAGAGCCACCGUCGGGAGAUUGAGCUGCUGAAGGAGGAGAGCAUGCUGCCUCUGGACCAACUGCUCAGCACGCUGCAGCAGGCGCAGGACUUGGUCUCUGAUGAAGAAUGCUCCAAUGAAUCGUCCUCAUCGGCAGAACAAGGGGAGGAAGAUGGAGAGUUUGCUGCCAAUGAAGAGGAUGCUGAAGAUGAAGAGGACACCAUAGCUGCCCAGGAGAAGGUGGAAGGAGAUGUGGAUCAUGCAGAAGAACUGGAUGACUUGGCCAAAGAAGGAGACAUGAGCAUGGAGGAGCUCCUGGAGAAGUACAGAGGAGCGUACGCCUCUGAUGUAGAGGAGCCCUCUGCCUCCGGCUCCAAGGUAAGCUCGGAAUGGGAGGCGUCCGGCGAUGAAGAGGAUGACAGUGAAGAUGAGAGUGAUGUAGAAAGCAACACUUCCCCCUCAGACUCUCCAGGGGAAAGUGAAGAGGAGGAGGAGAACAGUGAGAAAGAUGAGAGCGAGGAAGAGGACGACGGUGCAGAUGAAGGGAUGGAGGUCUUGCUCAAGGAGGGAGACCAAAGCCCGUCUUCAUCAGGCUCACGGCCCAAGAAAGAGAUCAGCCACAUUGCAGCCACUGCGGAGAGUUUGCAGCCCAAAGGCUAUACGUUGGCCACCACCAAGGUGAAGACGCCCAUCCCCUUUCUCCUUCAUGGCACGCUACGAGAGUACCAGCACAUUGGACUAGACUGGUUAGUCACCAUGUUUGAGAAGAAGCUCAACGGAAUCCUGGCUGACGAGAUGGGUCUGGGCAAGACCAUCCAGACCAUCGCACUCCUGGCUCACCUCGCUUGCGAAAAAAGUAGUAACUGGGGCCCUCACCUCAUCAUCGUCCCCACCAGUGUCAUGUUAAACUGGGAGAUGGAGCUGAAGCGCUGGUGUCCCGGCUUUAAAAUCCUCACCUAUUUUGGAAGCCAAAAGGAGAGAAAGCUUAAGAGACAGGGUUGGACCAAGCCCAACGCUUUCCACGUUUGCAUCACGUCGUACAAGCUGGUGCUGCAGGAUCACCAGGCUUUCCGACGCAAGUCAUGGCGCUACCUGAUUCUCGACGAGGCGCAGAACAUCAAAAAUUUCAAGUCCCAACGCUGGCAGAGCCUGCUAAACUUCAACAGCCACAGACGCCUGCUGCUGACAGGGACUCCACUGCAGAACAGCCUGAUGGAGCUGUGGUCUCUGAUGCACUUCCUGAUGCCGCACGUCUUCCAGUCGCACCGCGAGUUCAAGGAGUGGUUCUCCAACCCGUUGACUGGCAUGAUCGAGGGCAGCCAGGAGUACAACGACGGCCUGGUUAAAAGGCUCCACAAGGUUCUCAGGCCCUUCCUGCUCAGGAGGAUCAAGGCCGAUGUGGAGAAGCAGAUGCCAAAAAAGUAUGAGCACGUAGUGCGCUGUCGCCUCUCCAAGAGGCAGCGUUUUCUCUACGAUGACUUCAUGGCACAGGCCUCGACCAAGGAGACCCUUGCUAGCGGGCACUUCAUGUCCGUCAUCAACAUUCUAAUGCAGCUUCGGAAAGUGUGCAACCACCCCAACCUGUUCGACCCUCGACCCAUCCAGUCGCCUUUCAUCACCAAGCCUAUAGUUUUCUGUACCGCCUCCCUGGUGCUGGACGCCCUGGAGGUGUCUCCUCUGAAGCGCUGUGACCUUUCUAUGUUCAACCUCAUUGGUUUGGAGGGCCGCGUGACUCGUUAUCAGGCGGAUGUCUUCAUACCAAACCACAAAGUCAGUCGCCAGCUCAUUCAGGAGAUCAUUGAGUCUCCCGAACCCCUGCCUAGACCCCGAACGAUCCGCAUGAAGGUCAACAGGACGCUCCUCCCGCCUCCCAAAGGCGACAGCAGCUCUGUGGCGCCAAUGAACAAACCCACGUGCUCGGUGCCGCCUGCAGCUCAGACCUCCAAACCUCCGAGCCCAGAGGCCACAGCGGCGCCUGCAUCUUUGCCUACACCUACACCUGCACCCAUGCCUGCACCCCUGCCUGUGCCCCCACCUGCGCCCCCACCUGCUCCUGCUGUUCAACAAGUGAUAUGUUCGGUGACUGCCACGCCCCCUCCCCGCACCCCUCUGCCUCCUGGUGCUCAAACGGCUGUGAGAUCCAGCAUUCCCAAGCAGGUGCUGACGGUGCGCCCUCCCCCUGCUCCGUGCACCACUGGCAUUCCCGGACUCCCGAGUCCCAACCCCGGCAGCAUCAUGCCGCAAAGGGUUCUCCUCAGUCCAGACAUGCAAGCCAGGCUGCCUUCUGGUGAGGUGGUGAGCAUAGCGCAGCUCGCCUCCUUGGCGGGACGUCCGGUGUCGUCGUGUCAGGGCAGUAAACCGGUCACCUUCCAGCUGCAGGGCAACAAACUGACCCUCUCAGGAGCGCCCAUACACCAGGCACCUCCCCCACGUCCCAUACAAGGCAAUGUGAUGCACCUUUUGUCCAGUGGGGGGCACCAUCAUCUCAUCAGCCAGGCCGCCCAGGUGACCGUCCAGAGCCCUGCACCCACUGCCCACCGACUUACCCCCAGUGCUUCUUCUCAAGUGCCACCUUCCUGCGUGGUGAGCAGCCCCGGGGUAGUGAAGAUCGUCGUACGUCAAGCAGCAGGCAAGGAGGGGGGCCCCGUGCCCACCCUGGCCGUGGCCCCGUCCCCUCGUGUGGCUUCCUCUCACCCCCACCCAAACGCAACCCCUGUCCGAAACACGGCCACGCAGCAGGUGGCCCAACGUACCCCUGGUCCUGCCACCGCCCACUACACUCUAGCCCCCCCUAGAAUUCCCAGCACCACCCCCAACCAAGCCCAGCCCCCGGUCCCCAUUCUCAAAAUAGUGCAGCCUCCUCCACCUUGCACAGAGCAGCCAGCUCCAGCAGAGGCAACGACAUCAUGUGCUGCAUCCAAGCCGGCAGCCCCUGAUGGCACCAGCACCGACACCAGUACCACAACCUCCACUACCACCGCAGCGGUCGCCAGCACCAGUCAGACGCCAGCUGUAAUAAAGGCAAAACCCACUGCUGCUCCGAAAGCCCGUCCUCCACCCAGAAGAAGGCCGCGACUGCUUCCUCGCUCUCCUUUUUACAUUCCGUCGCAGGCCGAGGCCGUCAAGAAGCAGCGGGACAGCAAACUGGACUUCAUUUUCAGGGUCAGCGAGUGCCAUUCUGCUGCAAAGCCUGUGUUUGGCAUGGAGGUUCUGGAUUUCCUGACAUUCCUGCCCGGGCCCCAGCCCUCACCUGCCGCCCUUCAGCCUGCCAAGGCCGAGUGGAAGCGUUCGGGCCACGGCAGCUGUUUGAUGUCACAAUGGCGACACCCGCACAACUUGUGGAGUCACAGUCAUUCGGUGGCAAAUGCCAUCCACAGCAUUGAGGAGAGGUUAAUGCUGCUCUCAGACAUUGUGGACCGGUUUACGUUUGCCAUCCCGCCAGUGGAAGCCGCUCGCAUAACAAUGCACUGCUGCCAUCCUCCUCCCUCUCUGAGCCAUAAGGAGGCGGUGUUCUCCUCAGCGCUCUCUGCUCAAGUGGCGCCUCUCACUCGCAGCCUCCAUCGCAUCCAGUGCAACAUGAGGACCCAGUUCCCGGAUCUGCGGCUUAUCCAGUAUGAUUGUGGGAAGCUGCAGACCCUCCACCUGCUGUUACGAAAUCUGAAGACGGGCGGUCACAGAGUGCUGAUAUUUACACAGAUGACGCGUAUGUUGGACAUUUUGGAACAGUUCCUCAACUAUCACGGACACAUCUACCUGCGGCUGGAUGGCAGCACACGGGUGGAGCAGAGACAGGCCUUGAUGGAGCGCUUCAACGCAGAUCGUCGGAUAUUCUGCUUCAUUUUGUCAACUCGUAGCGGAGGCGUGGGAGUAAACUUGACGGGUGCUGACACGGUCGUGUUCUAUGACAGCGACUGGAACCCCACCAUGGACGCUCAAGCCCAGGACCGGUGCCACCGGAUUGGACAGACCAGAGAUGUCCACAUCUACAGGCUAAUCAGCGAACGCACCGUGGAGGAGAAUAUUCUGAAAAAAGCCAACCAGAAGAGAAUGCUCGGAGAUAUGGCCAUCGAAGGAGGAAACUUCACCACUGCCUUCUUCAAAGAGCAAACUAUCAGAGAGCUGUUUGACGUCAACGAUGGUGAGAGGAGGGAGCCGGCUGUGGAGGUGUCAAUGCCUCACGCUGAGGACGAGGAAGCUGGCAACAAGCAGAGCACCACCAUUCUGGAACAGGCGCUCUGUCGUGCAGAAGAUGAGGAGGACAUUGUGGCAGCCUCUCAAGCCAAAGCCGAGCAGGUGGCAGAGCUGGCAGAGUUCAACGAGAACAUUCCACUUGAUGACGCAGCCGAUCAAGAAGAAGUGGAGGAGCUCUCAAAAGCGGAGCAGGAAAUAGCCGCUCUGGUGGAACAGCUCACUCCGAUUGAGCGAUAUGCCAUGAACUUCCUGGAAGCCUCCUUAGAAGAUGUCUGCAAAGAAGAACUGAAACAAGCUGAGGAACAAGUGGAGGCUGCCAGAAAGGGUCUGGACCAGGCCAAGGAGGGGGGCCUAAGGCUGCACGCUUCCUCUGAUGAAGAUGAGGUUUUGUUGGCUCAACCCUCUGUGGAGCCCACUCAGCCUGCCCCCGCACGACGUGGACGCAAGCCCAAGGACAAGGUGAAGGUUGUCACCUCGACAAGGACUAGUGGUCGUCUGCGUGGGGCUUCGCCUGAAACCGAGCCCGAGCCCACAACGCAUAGGGAAGUGCCUACCCGCACUGGUCUUAGAGGACGCAACGCCGCCAAAGACUCUAGUGUCCCAUCUCACAUAGACCCUCCAAAGACAUCAACAAAGCUGCAGGAUCCCCCCAAAUGUUCCAAAGCCUCGUUGUCUCCUGCCAGAGACCAGCAAGCCGUCGUAAUCAAACCUCCGGCCGAUUCAGUGCCUUCCUCGCCCUCAAUCCUGUCCCCUGGAGGGAAGCAGCAAAAUGCGGCUGAAACUGAGAGCAAGAUGCCCAAGAGAGGCAAAGAGGAAAGCAUGAUUUCUGAGUCCUCGCUCGAAUCAGUCUGUCCAGUGCCCCAUGAGGCAAAAGAUGAUGAGGCUAAAGACCAAAGCGCCAUGUCUCCGCCCUCCACCAGCUGUCGCUCGCCUCGCAAGCGCCAGUCCGCUGACGAUGAAGUCCUGAAGGGCCUUGUAGAUGAUUCGCCGUCAGCCAAAGUCCUGCGGAAGCUUCCGGGUCGGCUUGUCACUGUGGUGGAGGAGAAAGAGCCAAGAAAGAAGAGGUGGCGAGGAAGUGGCGCCGGAGCAUCUUCAGAGGAGGCGUCGGUGGAGGAGAACUCAAGUGAGGAACCAAAUAAAGACUCAUUGGUCCCUGACAGCAGCCUGAAAGACCCUUUGACCAAAUCUUGUCAAGACCAAGACUCUACAUCGAGUCCACCUGUGCACCUGCAGCCUGUCAGAGCUUAUCCUCCAUAUUCUCCUCCCCACUUGUCUCCGGACAUGCCCGUGCUGAGGAACCUUCCAGUCCGCCGCAGGCUGGAAACGGAAUCUCGUAUGGCGGCUCAGCUUGGAGAGCAGCUGCAUGCCGGUCGAGGAAGGAACCAGCACAAGAAAAUGGACACUUCACUGAGUAAAGAGACCUUUCCUGCUUCGCCUGAUGCCGGUGGCAAUUCCCUUGAUGUGCCCACAAAAAGAAAGAGGGGCCGGCCCCCUAAAUGUCAGUCCAAGUUGCUUGAGCUCAACAACACAGUGUCUCCUCCUCCCACGCAACCUGUUUCACCAUGUGAGGAUGGAAGCCUUUCCCCGAAGCGCAAACGGGGACGACCCCGGAAAGACUCUGUGAAUACUCCAGACUUUGUUUUUGAUGGACACAAAUCUAAAAAAGUCACCCCUGCUGCGGAUGUAUGCAGUGAAUACAAUCCUGAUCCACUGAAAUCAGAAAGCACGGAUCAGGACUUCCUGUCUGCCAAAGCUGAGGAAACAGACUCAAAGACUGUAGAGUCUGCAUUAUCGAUAACACACACAAAUAAAACGUCCUCUUCUGUUUCAACUUCAGCAGUCGAAGCUGAUGCCACACUAGAACCUCACGUAGCCUCCCCUGAUCCUGUCUCCAUCACUUCCUCGGCGACCCCAAACCAGGUUUCCACUGUCCUGAUCCCUGAAAGUACCACAAGUCUAUCACCACCUGUCAGCUCUGUCUUGUCACCUCCUCCCGUACCAGACUUUUCUAGACCAUCUGAUGCUCCAUCAGAGCCCUCAACAGAACUUGAUUCUGCCAAAACCACCACUGGUGCAACACCAGCUUCUUGCCCUCCUUCACCACCACCACCGACAAUGGUGGAGGCAGACCCAACAUCAAAACCGGACGCCGUCAUGCCAUCAGCCAUGGAGAUCCUGGAGGCAGCCCCUGUCCCUCCUGCUGAACCUCCUGUUGUUACUGAUCCGCCAGCAAACACUACAGAAACCCUCAAGCAUGACUCCGCCAUCUCAGCAAGCCCAGUGCAAGACCCAGAACCAGACAAGAAUGAGCAUUUGUCGGAGCAGUCGAACACCAGCGAAGCCACGUCUUCGCCCACCGUCACGGCUUGUUCACGUGACGCACAGCUUCCUGUGGAGCCAUCAACAACCGAGCAACUUAAAAACACAAUCUCGCCAACAUCUGCUCCACUUUCUCCAGCCCUCACUCCUCCAUUAGCAGUUACGACCACGAUAGGUGCAACACUCACCGACACAGUCACAACGUCAACAUCCGCUGCCCUCUCAGAGGAUUGUACUUCUGUUGCUUCGCCCAACUCUGAACUAGUCACUCCAUCGUCUACCAUAAGUAGCACCACAACUACCCAAGUGCUGACGAGCACGGCCCACACAGAAAUACCAAUCACAUCAAUGACCACAGCACUUGCUCCUCAAACGUCUCCAGUCACCUCUUUACAAGCAGAAACCGUAUGUGCAGUCAUCUCUUCGGCUAAAGAGUCAGCAAAGACCCCUGCUGAUACAGAGUCAAACCCGUCCUUGUCUGAAAAGGAUCUAGACCAGACUACCCAGAUGGAAGCUGAUGGUGUUCAGGCUGAAGAGGACACGCAGCUGGACAUCAAAUGCAGAAAGAUGGAGAUUUCUGCUGAGGCCGAACCCAUCGAGAAAGAAAACCAAGGCACAGACAUGGACAAAAGUGCCCCUGUCACGGAAAGGGAAGUCAAGGAACCCGGCGAGGAGCUCAAGGCUCUCAUUCAGAAAAGAUCUCUCAGUCGGCAGAGCAGCCAGGAGUCGGCUUGCUCGUCGUCACCCUCAUCCGGCUGCUCCACGUCCACCCUCACUCGUCACGCUCACCACAAGAGGACAUACGAGAACCGACACCCUCCCAAGAAACGGCGAGUGGACGUCACCUCAGAUGGGGCAACAGAAGACCAACUGGAAGAGGACGAAAGCCAGAGGGACCCCGAUGCGACAUCACCUCACAGGAGAUCGGGUUCAUCGUCCUCCUGCGACUCAGACAACGAUGAGCGGGGGAAGGAAUGCCGCUUAACUCACCAGCGGCAAGACCGGGACCAGAACCAAGACAAAGUCAAAGAGCAGAGCAGCAAGCGCCGGGGGAGGAAGCCAACACUCAGCUCCGACAGCAAUGCCAACACAUCCACUGGUGGCGACUCUGGCAGCGACUCGUCGUCUGUUAGGAUCACAAGGAGAUUAGCAGGGUCUUCUCGAGACAAGAAGGCUCCUGCUAACCGUGCGGCCCCACAGCCCCCCGAACCCGAAGUCUUGGGGAAGCGGUGCUCGGCACUCAACGCAGCUGCCAAACUUCUCGCCAUGAAAGGAAGGGUGGAUACCCCUGGUCACACCCCCCGCAAGGACCCUGCUGCUAAAGCCGGUGGAAACACUGCUGCUGCGUCUUUGUCUCCUGACCAAAAAAAACAAAAAUCCAAAAGUAAAACUGUCCCAGCUUCUAUUCAGAACAGUUCUGUUACCCAAAGUAAAAACGACAGCAAAUCCUUGACACACAAUCAGGCCAGUCGCCCCAUACCUCGCUCCACCAGGCAGUGCCCGGGGUCCCUUGUGCCCCCCCUGGAUGGGCCUAAAUACAAAAGGCUUAAAGGGGACGAAAAGGAUGUUAUGAGUAAAAAGGUGGCAAGAGUGAAGGAGCAUGACAGGGAGGUCACGCAGGGCCGCAGCGCCUGCAGCAGUGAUGGCGAAGUGGAUGGCGAGAGGCCGGACAACAGCAGCGGUGGGGCAGACGGCGGGGGGCCACAAAGUUGCCGAAGUCGUAGCAGCAGCGACAGCAGCCGGCGGGCCCCCAGUGUCAGCUCCCAGAACACGGACAGCAAAGGGGCCAGCUCUUGUGCCACCUCCUCGGGUAGCGACCGAGACCGCAGCGCCGAACGGGGCGGUAAGGACCGGCAGGGCCCACGAAAGGGUGGCCGUAAGACUCAGAAGCUGAUGCAGGAGGCGGCGGGCACCGCGGGGACGGAGGGCACGCCAGACCGUAUCCUGAGGAGCGUGGCGGCGGCGGCUGCUGUUCAGGCCCGGUCCCCGGCGGCCAGCACGCGGUCCUCCGCCCACCAACAACGCCACAACAAGACAUGAGCGCCAGUGCCCUGGAGUGUGAGGUGUCGUCACGGAGCGCGUCCGGGCCUUCGGGGUUACCGCACAAGCCCAGGGACAUGCCGGUGUCUUGGGCACCCCUCGUCCUCCUUUAGGUACGAAGCUGGCCGGGGGGCGGCGCAGGGGGGCCGGACUGGGUGGAAGAGAUCCACGUUACAGCAGGCUGGGCGGCGGAAUGGAGGUAAAGCGUGGUCGUGGUGUACUGUCAUCAUUUCAGGACUGAAGAGAAAUAUCGCAGAGAUGGCUGCCAGCUGGAGCUUCUUUGCGUUCUCUUGGUUCUUCUUAUUUGCACAUCCUCACUUCUUUUUCUUUCUUCCAUCAUUGGUUCAUCUCAUCACACCAAAAUUGUGAUGCGGUCCCAGCGACCCCGAGGCAAAGUUACUGUAGUGUUUCUAGUGCGUCAGUGCCUCUUUGGCCUUGUGAAAAGGGUUCGGACCCGAGUUUGCCUUGUGAAGCACUCUGGAGUGUUGAGCUUUUCUCUUUCUUGUGAAGAAAAGCCUCCCUCCCCCCUCAAAAAAAUUAAGAUACAUUUCUGGAAUGAGCAAGGAAUGAGCUCUGUAUUUGUGCUACCAAAUUAUUUUACUUGUCACACCUUUGUUCUGUAAAAUAUAAACAGGGACAGAAUAUGUGAAUGGAGCGGUCCACAGAAAGUGACCAGCAAUGAAUUUCCUUUCAGGUGUGGGAUUGAAGAUGCGAGGCGGGGGGUUUGUUUGGUCGGGUGAUGGUCUUUUUUUUGGGGGGGGUGGGGAAGUUGUCAGUUUAUUUGUUGCAUUCCUUCAAUCCCUUGUAAUAAUUCCACAUUGUUUUACUUGAACAAUAAGACAGUUACUAUUGAAUAAAAAGACCAAAAUUGAAUAUUUUUCCCUUCAUUACCAAAGUUUUUCUUCGACUCA
Messenger RNA from Hippocampus comes (tiger tail seahorse), 13033 nucleotides. It is a transcript of the gene srcap, whose product is annotated as Snf2-related CREBBP activator protein. The transcript is spliced from 32 exons. Gene Ontology annotation, cellular component: Swr1 complex. The coding region runs from base 579 to 12122 and encodes 3847 amino acids. Gene Ontology annotation, molecular function: DNA binding; ATP binding; ATP hydrolysis activity. The record is from RefSeq and is a predicted model, not a curated record. Gene Ontology annotation, biological process: chromatin remodeling. NCBI's taxonomy places the organism in Eukaryota, Metazoa, Chordata, Actinopteri, Syngnathiformes, Syngnathidae.